This is a messenger RNA of Striga asiatica, 333 nucleotides long. The record is from the annotation of a GenBank genome assembly. Lineage: Eukaryota; Viridiplantae; Streptophyta; Magnoliopsida; Lamiales; Orobanchaceae.
AUGUGGUCCCAAUACCGAACAGUUGAUGAAGGAUUGGCAGACAGUAAGUAUACAAUUUUUUUGAAUCAUGGUGGUAAGUUUCUCAACUUGGAUGGGUUAUUCGAUUAUUAUGAGGGUGACCUGUGUGCCAUACAUGGAUUGCAACCAGAUAAGUUUUCUUACAUUCACUUGAAAGGAGAAAUACAAAAAUUGGGUUACAAGGACUGGAAGAAAAUCUGUUACAAGAUUCCGGGAAAAGAUGUAUUUGCAGAUAUUUUUAGUGACAGUGAUAUGAGGAGUAUGGUGAAGUUACUACCUCCAAAAAGAAUAGACACAAAUUUCACACAACCUUAA